Messenger RNA from Closterium sp. NIES-67, 1278 nucleotides. NCBI's taxonomy places the organism in Eukaryota, Viridiplantae, Streptophyta, Zygnematophyceae, Desmidiales, Closteriaceae. The record is from the annotation of a GenBank genome assembly.
CUAAUGGGGAGCUUGUGGGGCUUGGGAAUGUUCUGCUGGUUAAAGGCUUGUCUGCUAACCUUCUCUCUGUGCGACGACUGCAGAAGAGCAAGGCCGAAGUGACCUUUGGACCAACCAGCUGCCGUGCUAAGCUUGGGAAGAAGGUGCUAUGGAGUCUGGAAGAGGAGACCAGUUGCAUCAAGGACCUGUGGCAGCUGCCCAUCAUCCCAUGGAAUGGGAAGACUCCAACAGCAGCAACGGCAGCAGCGGCAAAGGCAACAGCAGGAGGAGAUGCAACUGCACCAACUGAUGGGGUCCUGGAAGCAGUCAAGAAAGUGCAGCAGCAGCAGAGACAUGGUGAGGUGCUUGCUGGUGUGGAUGCGAGUGCGGCAUGGGCUAAGGCUUCAUCAAAGAGUGGAGAGGCCGAUUGGGAGACAUGGCAUGAGAGGCUGUGUCAUGUGAACUUCCCUAUGCUACAGAAGUUGGUAAAGGAUGGGAGCCUGAAAGGCUUGGAGGUGAAAGGGGGAGUGAAGGAGAUUGGGAGCUGCCCUACAUGCUUGGAGACCAAGUUCUCCAAGUUCCCCUUCAACAGCACUACAGGACCAGCCAAGACCCCACUUGCACUUGUGCACAUGGAUGUGAAGUUGACAGUGUCAAGGGAUGUGAAGUUUCUUGAGUCCCUGUACUACAAGGAAUGGAAGCAGCAGCAACAGAAGCUUCCAUCUACACCGCUCAUUGUGGAGGCGGAUGAGGUGCAGCGGCCUUCAAGACAGGUAGAGGUUGCAGUGUCAGAGGAGGAGAUGUCUGGGGUGACUGAGGAAGGGGGAGCAGCUGAAGUAGAGCAGCAGCAGCAGCAGCAUGAGUCUCCACCUCGAGCAAUCACUUCCAAGAUGAUCUACAGGCACAAGUAUGGACCUGAAGGGGAGCUGACCCGAUACAAGUCUAGGCUUGUGGCAAGGGGGUUUCAGCAGACAAAAGGGAAGGACUAUGAUGAGGUGUUUGCUCCUGUGGGGAAAGGAACAACACUGAGGGUGCUGUUGGCGAUAGCUGCACUCCUGGGAUGGAAGAUACGGCAGAUGGACAUUGUGACUGCCUUUCUGAAUGGGAUCAUUCUGGAGGAGGUGUAUAUGAAGCAGCCAGAGGGGCUGGAUGAUGGGAGCGGCAGGGUCUGCAGGCUGAAGAAGGCCAUCUAUGGCCUUAAGCAGGCGCCUCGUGCAUGGUAUCACAAGUUGGAGGAGGCGCUGCUGGCUGGGGGUUUCAAGAAGAAUUAUUGAACUCUUGAGAUUGAGUUAAGUUCUC